AAACUAGACAAGCAAGCUUUUGAACAAUUGGAUACUAUAUCAAAAGCCAGUAUUUAUCCUCAGCAAAUUUUAUCUUUUUUCAAUCAAGAUAGUUCAGUUAUAACCAAAUCACAAGAUAUUUACAAUGCUCGUAAAAAGCUUUGUCAUGAAUACCUCCAAGGAAGAAUGCCUAUUCAGGCACUUUUGGAUGAUCUUAAAAAAGGUCCAUUUGAAAUUGACAAACCAAAACUUGUUGUAACAGAUCAUGAGUUAGGGCUUGUUAAUGCACUUGAACAAGAUAAAUGGGCAGAAUUUCUUAAAGGUUGGACAAGUGUAAUAAACUCAAAGACAGAGAAGGAUUUUGUGACUUAA
Cetraspora pellucida is the source of this 351-nucleotide messenger RNA. Lineage: Eukaryota; Fungi; Glomeromycota; Glomeromycetes; Diversisporales; Gigasporaceae. The record is from the annotation of a GenBank genome assembly.